Molecule: messenger RNA, 561 nt
Organism: Temnothorax curvispinosus
Lineage: Eukaryota; Metazoa; Arthropoda; Insecta; Hymenoptera; Formicidae
Gene: Rpp14a
Product: ribonuclease P protein subunit p14
Exons: 2
Coding region: 157-534 (125 amino acids)
Biological process (GO): tRNA 5'-leader removal
Cellular component (GO): ribonuclease P complex
Source: RefSeq, a predicted model, not a curated record
AAAUUUAAAAGGACAGAUUUUCUUUCUCGGGGAAAUGCGUUAUUGGCUGACGUUUGGCAGUACUGCACUUUCGUUCGCCCGGCACUACUCUCUACUCUACCACUAUGGCACUGUGAGAAGUGAGAGUGUGAGGGGCGAGGGCACGUGAGGGCAUAGAUGAAACGCCGUACAUGGCCGUGCAAGUGCAUCACGUGCAAUCGCGUAGAAAUUUCAUCCGAUCUUGAUCUCACGGUAUCUCCCGUAUAUCUCAAGAAGAACGUUUUGGAAGCCGUUCGGUCGCUGUUCGGAGAGGAGGGAGCUAAGAGUCCCAUAGACGUUCUAAAGAUCUAUCCAGCAAAGCGCAGAUUUAUCCUUCGUUGUCCGUACAAUAGCUACGUCCGACUUCGAGCAAGCCUGACUUUGAGUACGGCAUACGAGGGGAAGACGUGCGUGUACACGGUUCACCGGGCGUCGUCGAAUUUAUUAUCGUUCACUGCCGAUAGUAGGACGUACCAGCACGGAGAAGUCCCUCCCGAAUCUUCGCCAUGCCAUUGAUACGUAAAGAGGGCAAAGACACCAUUA